Messenger RNA from Vigna angularis (adzuki bean), 2326 nucleotides. Its product is annotated as transcription factor PCF5. Gene Ontology annotation, cellular component: nucleus. Gene Ontology annotation, biological process: regulation of secondary shoot formation. Lineage: Eukaryota; Viridiplantae; Streptophyta; Magnoliopsida; Fabales; Fabaceae. The record is from RefSeq and is a predicted model, not a curated record. The transcript has a single exon. The coding region runs from base 861 to 1955 and encodes 364 amino acids. Gene Ontology annotation, molecular function: sequence-specific DNA binding; DNA-binding transcription factor activity.
GAAAAGGAGAAGCAUGGAAAAACGCAGACAAACGAUGUUGUUCCGAAAAGAAAGAAAAAGGAGGCCCCUUGAGAUGCCAUGUAGAACAGUAACCCUCAGUCCAGAGAGAAAAGAAAAAGGGUUGGGUUGAGAUGGGAGAAGAAGGAAAUGAGACGAUAGAAUGAUGUUUCUUUUAAGCUAAGCAAUAAAGUGAGAGAGGGAGAGAGAAAGAGAGAGAGAGAGAGAGAGGGUGUCCCUUUCGAAAGGUGUGGUGGGAUGAUGUAAAGGAGUAGUCUUGGAAAAGGGGGGCAUCGAGACAGUGGGUAAGAAAUGUGUGUGAAAUGUAACCAACGGUUUGAGGAUGUGACUGGGAAGUAAAAAUGGUGAAUAUAAAAUAAAAAAGAAGGGUGAAAAGUGGAAGAAAGAGGGAGGAAGAGAGGGAGUUUUGGUGAUUGAAUGAGUUUUGGAUGGGUUGGUGGGUGGUGGUGUCAUGGUAUGUGUAAUGUAGUACAACAACACUGCUCAUUACAUUACAUCUUAAACAUUCAUUCUCAAACAUCUUCUUCACUUCUCUUCUCUUCUCUUCACUCUCUCAUCAUCUACUCUGGCAUGGAACUCGAAAUAUUGAAUGGCACGCUUCCACUCUCCACCUUUCACUAGCCAAACCCGCUAUCCUCUGUUAAAGUCUGCAAGAGGGAGACACAUAGGCCAACAACAAACAAAACUGUCUGACUCUGGAUCCUCAAACGAAUCAUCAUCAUCAGACAAAGACGACAACCACGGCAAAGCAGCAACAGCGGGGUUACUUUCAACAGCAGCAACGGAAACGGGCUUUUGCUGGUUCGGUGGAGCAUGCAGGAACGACGUCGUGGAGGCAGGGGAUGGUGAGAGGAGGUGGAGGAGGAGGAGGAGGGGAGAUAGUGGAAGUUGAAGGGGGACACAUUGUGCGGUCCACGGGGCGGAAGGAUCGCCACAGCAAAGUUUGCACUGCCAAAGGGCCGCGCGACCGGCGGGUGAGGCUAUCGGCCCACACCGCAAUUCAAUUCUACGACGUGCAGGAUCGGUUGGGCUACGACCGGCCCAGUAAGGCCGUGGACUGGCUCAUCAACAAAGCCAAGGACGCCAUCGACCAACUCGCGCAUCUCCCUCCCUGGAAACCCACCCUUCCGACAGCAAACCACCUAAACGACGACGAAUCAGACAAAACAAACCCUAAUAACCCGAACUCAACUACAAACACUAGCACAAACCCUGAUGCUGAAAUUCUGAACCAGUUCAACGAGAACCUUGAGAACGAUGAUGGUGGAGGAGGAGGAGGAGGUUCGAGUUAUCUUCCCUUGGAUAACGACGCUAUAAGAUCGUUCUUUCCCACAACGACGUCGUCGUUGAUUCAGUUCCAAAGCUACCCACCGGAUUUGCUUUCGAGGACGAGCAGCCAGGAUUUGCGUCUAUCGCUUCAGUCCUUGCAGGACCCGAUUAUGCUCCACCAUAACCAAAACGAGCACGUGCUUUUCGCUGGAGCCGGGUUUGAUAAUAUGGGAGCGUGGAACAACAGUGGGAAUGCUACUAAUGAUACUCAUGGUGGUGGAGGUGGAGGAGGGUUCGUGGUUAACGCUCCCUCUCCUUUUCCGGGGCCGGCGACUGUUGCGCCGCCGGCGGUGGUUUUUGGCUAUGGUAAUGGGAAUGGUCAAGGCCAGUAUUUUUCUCAGAGGGGACCCCUUCAGUCCAGUAACACCCCGUCCGUUCGUGCGUGGAUUGACGCGCCGUCGUUCGUGGCCGCCGCCGAUCAUUAUCAUCGGCAUCACUACUUGUCACCGGCGGCUGCGGCGGCGUUGGUGUAUCAGUCAUCUCCUUCUUCGGCAUUUGCGCCCGGGGGCUUCUCGGGAUUCCGCGUGCCGGCACGAAUUCAGGGUGAAGAGGAGCACGACGGCGUGUCCGAUAAGCCGUCCUCUGCUUCCUCCGAUUCUCGCCGCUGAACCGCCGAUUGCGGACUUCGUUCCUUCAGUUGCUGACUCCGAAACCCUACUUGUGUGGUCUAUUUCUGCAGCGAGGAGGCGAAGGAUUCGGAUUCGGAAUGAAUGGUUCGGUUCAGUGGAGUAUGCUUGUGGAAUGAAGAAAAUCUGGGGUUGAAUUUCCAGGUUUUUAAAUUCUCCUGAUUGUUAUGUUAAUUUUUUUAUUAUCAUCAUCAUUAUGUAUGUCAUGUUUCGUCAGGGAGACUUUUAGGUUUGGGUAUUGUUGUGUGUUGGAUUGAAUGUUUGAUGUUUUGUUGCAAUUUGUAGUGACCGUGUUUGUACUUGGAUAUCUAGUUUCUUAGUUUUGUAUUGAAAACGUGCACGCAGCUGUUACU